Phytophthora infestans T30-4 is the source of this 339-nucleotide messenger RNA. Its product is annotated as secreted RxLR effector peptide protein, putative. The transcript has a single exon. The record is from RefSeq and is a predicted model, not a curated record. NCBI's taxonomy places the organism in Eukaryota, Oomycota, Peronosporomycetes, Peronosporales, Peronosporaceae. Bases 1 to 339 code for a protein of 112 amino acids.
AUGACAUUUCAUCACGCUGUGCUCUUGGUGACUGUACUUGUAGUCCUGGCUGCAGCUGCUGACCCCGCCUCUGAUUUGGAGCUGUCGCCCACUGUCGCUUCUGAUCGUGUGACCGAGACAUUCCUUAAGAGAUUGCUUCGAGCCCAUACUACCACUGCGGAAGAGAGAGGCUUCUUCGGAGGCAUUCCUGGUCUCGAUAAACUCAAAAAAGUAUUUUCAAUGAGCAAGAAAAAGGACCUCCAGGCGCAGCUGAAGACCAACGAUAAUCUUGGCGACGCGUUCAGAACGUUAGGGUUGAGCGCAGGCCUCAAACUGGGUCUUUUAGAACGCAGAAGGUAG